Molecule: messenger RNA, 2102 nt
Organism: Heteronotia binoei (common prickly gecko)
Lineage: Eukaryota; Metazoa; Chordata; Lepidosauria; Squamata; Gekkonidae
Gene: CACFD1
Product: calcium channel flower domain containing 1
Exons: 5
Coding region: 1-516 (171 amino acids)
Biological process (GO): vesicle-mediated transport
Cellular component (GO): membrane
Source: RefSeq, a predicted model, not a curated record
AUGAGCGCCCCGGAGGAGCCGGCGGGAGCGUCGCGGGGCGCGGAGGUGGACGAGGAGGGCGUCACCUGGUGGUACCGCUGGCUGUGCCGGCUGGCCGGCGUCCUGGGCGGCCUGUCCUGUGCCUCAGCCGGCCUCUUCAACUGCAUCACUGUCCAUCCUCUCAACGUAGCAGCUGGAGUUUGGAUGAUGUUGAAUGCCUUUGUUCUCUUCCUCUGCGAAGCACCCUUCUGCUGCCAGUUUGUGGAGUUUGCAAAUGCUGUGUCGGCAAGGGCGGAUAAGCUCCGGUCCUGGCAGAAAGCCGCCUUCUACUGCGGGAUGGCUGUGUUCCCAGUCAUACUCAGCCUGACUCUGACCACCUUGCUGGGGAAUGCCAUUGCGUUUGCGACAGGCGUGCUCUACGGACUUUCAGCCCUGGGCAAAAAGGGAGACGCCAUUUCUUACGCCAGGAUGCAGCAGCUGCGCAAGCAGACCAAUGAAGAGGGGCCAACAGGGCCAGUCGAAGGGCAGCCUGUGUGACCUCCCGCUUCAGAAGGACUCGCUUGGAGGCCAGGAAUUCCCACCUUGACUUGGAAGAAGUUAGUCCUGAGCAUCCCCCGCCGGUGGUAAAACUGACCUCAGAACUUUUUAAAAAGCUCUUCCAAACUUUCUUUCCAGGACUGGGAAGGAUGGAAGGAAACUUAACUCCUUUCUCAAAUCAUCUCUCAGAAGUCUGAACAAAUGUAACACUGUGAAUCAAAUAUGCUGCAGUUUUAAGGGGCAGGGGCCAAAUCAGGAAUUCUCCCUUCGCCCCACCCCCACUCAGUUCUCAGGUUGUAUUGGAACCAAAUAGAGUGAAAAGCCCAUUCGUCACAAUACGGGGCUGUAUUCUCAGACAAACCUUCAUAUGCUGCUUGACCACCUCCCAGUUUGGGGGCUCAGUGUGGUACUUCUGGGAUCAACGGGUGCUGUACUCUGAGUCUCAGCUGUGAAUUUUACUGGGAGUGGGAGGGGAGGGAUGGUAUCAACUGACCUCCAGGAUUCUAAUGGCUAAGAAGAGAAUCUGUGAGCAACCAGGCUGUCUCUUGCUGGUCUCCCACAGUUGGGGCUUCUGGGGGCUGCAGACUUUGGAAACUUUGCUCCCCUCCCCUAAAGGGAGUGUUCUUGCGCAAAAUGCAAAAUUAUCUUUCUUUCAGGUGCAGGUGUUCAGUGAGAUAUUUUCAUAAUUUUAGAACUUAAUGGUGGAGUGCUGAUUAGAUUUUUUUUCGUUAGGGGGAGGCAUAACUUGUGGAUUCUUGGUUUGUGUUUUCCCAUGAAUUUCUUUCAGUCUCUCCUAAAGACUGCGCUAUGUAGUGUUGUGGAAUUAGGGCUUAAUAUUUUCGCCAACACGUAGUGAGAACAGAGUUUUUACUAUUUAAUAAAACAGAACAUUUUGCGAGUUGGACCAGGAUCAACUCCAAAGGUAGGCAUUUACUGGGGUCUUGGGACUAUCAAAGCACCCCCUCCCCCCAAAAAAACCUGAUCAGAAAUGCUAAGGGAGGUGUUUGGAUUAUACAUCCCAAUCCUUCCAGUUUAUAGUGCCUUUAUCAGUGUGUCCCCCAUCCCCAGUCCUGGCUAUAAAGCACAGAACUUGGAUUCUUUUGAGGCACUGAACACACUGUUUCUAGUUGCCCUUUCUAAAGAACAGCUUCCCUAACCUGGGGAGCUGAAAGUCUUGAUUUGAUUCUUUUUCAGGUUUUCUAUUUUAAUUCUUUUUCAGCUGCGAACUGGAUUUAUAAAUUAUCUUCUUGUUUACAUUUAUUGAUGUUUAUCAUCAUCCUGCAGGUGAUUUGCUUUAGGCAACGUAAUUAUUUCAUUCUUUAGGACUUUAUUUAGGACAUUUCUGAUUCUCUUUGGGUAUGAAACACAUGACAUUGGUGCUUUCAUCUUAGGAAAUGAUUGCUUUUUAUUUUUGUUAAGCCCCUUUCUUUCUAAGAAAGGAGAUAGGCCUCUGUCGCUUGGGAACACUUUCUUUAAUGGUGUAAAAAGGUAAUUUAGGAUUUAGAUGUUUGAGAAUUUUACGUGCUGGUUGUAGUGUUGUAUUCCACCAGCAGGGGCCAGUAUUUGCCACAGAAUGUAGUGGGCAA